AUGUCGGAAACGCACGGUGAUUACCAGAAGGUGAUCUAUACCAAUGGAAUGCACCAUAACCUGCGACCUGGGGUCACAACCGAUCCUCGACGCCUUGAGGCACAGGCGCGCCAAACAUUAAACAAAAAGUCGUUUGAUUAUAUCAGAGGCGGCGCUGGAGGAAAAUCUACGAUGGCCAGGAACCGGUCGGCAUUUGACCAGUGGACGCUAAUCCCCAGAAUGCUUACCACUGUCAGUGUAUCCGCUCUUGCUCCUCGAGUCAAUCCAUCCUGA
Messenger RNA from Aspergillus puulaauensis, 273 nucleotides. RefSeq lists its product as uncharacterized. The transcript has 2 exons. Bases 1 to 273 code for a protein of 90 amino acids. Lineage: Eukaryota; Fungi; Ascomycota; Eurotiomycetes; Eurotiales; Aspergillaceae. Gene Ontology annotation, molecular function: oxidoreductase activity. The record is from RefSeq and is a predicted model, not a curated record.